UAAAUUCCCCCACUUUGUCCAAAAUUUAUUUUCUAUGAGAAAAGUCUUGCCGAAAUUUGAUGAUUUUUGUGCUGCUAGUUGCUUCAAGAACCUGCUCUCCUGCUCUAUAAAUAAAUAAUCCAAAGCCCAGAAGAAUUUCAAGAAGCAUAAACUGUGACAUCCAAUAUUAUUCAAUAAUUAACAAACACAGCAACUCCAAGAAUAUCUUUCUUGUAGAGCAUUUUAGGGAUGGAAAGGGCACGAACGGUUGGUAUCGGCAUGGAUUACUCUUCUACAAGCAAAGCAGCCCUGCGUUGGGCGGCUGAGAAUUUGAUAGGUGAAGGUGACCGAAUUAUUCUGAUCCAAGUCCAGCCUCCUAAAGCUGAUCAUACCAGGAAGCAGCUUUUUGAGGGCACUGGAUCACCCUUAGUGCCACUCGCGGAAUUCAGGGAGAUCAAUUUUUCAAAGCAAUACGGGCUUACUUAUGAUCCUGAAGUUCUUGAUAUUCUGGAUAUAGUUUCAAGGACCAAGGGGCAGGCUGAAGUGGUGGCGAAGGUCUACUGGGGAGAUCCAAGGGAGAAGCUGAUUGAUGCUGUGGAAGAUCUUAAGCUGGAUUCUCUUGUUAUGGGAAGCAGGGGCUUAGGUGCUAUCAAAAGGGUGUUGCUUGGGAGUGUUAGCAACUACGUGGUGACAAAUGCUCCAUGUCCAGUCACUGUAGUUAAGGGGUCCAAACCUUAAUGUCCUCAAGAAUCUAGCUUGUGUGGCAACAUGGGAUUGCUGACAAUAUCACGAGGCUCAAUGUCUGUACUCUCACGUGUAGAAUACCGUAUUUGUUUUUUUACUGUGACGUUGGUAUUUGGUAAGAGUAGAUGCAAGCUACGAGUGCUGGUGUGAUAAAAUUGUGACAAUGAUAUCAAUGAUUUGCUUCGAAUUUUAGCUUUUCUCUAUUUUU
Messenger RNA from Populus euphratica (Euphrates poplar), 931 nucleotides. Its product is annotated as universal stress protein A-like protein. The coding region runs from base 229 to 717 and encodes 162 amino acids. Lineage: Eukaryota; Viridiplantae; Streptophyta; Magnoliopsida; Malpighiales; Salicaceae. The record is from RefSeq and is a predicted model, not a curated record. The transcript is spliced from 4 exons.